GGCAGCUAUUUUUAACCGGCAGGGCUGAAAUGGUGAAAUGCGUCCUCCGGCUUUCCGGUGGGCGGUUGGUCUCUUUCUUUCCCUCCUUCCCUCCUCCAGUCCUCCCUCUAAUAAUAAUAUUCCUCAUUCCUCAUUCCUCAUUCCUCACCCUGCAACACGAGUGGAUCAUCCCCCGUCUUCCAUCCCAGGUCCCAAGGUCUUCACCAGAAGACCGUUCCAUGGGUAUCGCAACUGGGCAGCCCAGGGCCGGAGCUCCGUGGGGAACGACCGGUUCUCUCGGCGCAGGGGGGGCAGAUGAGUGAGUGGCACGCAAACUGACGAUAGGAUCAUCCCCCAUCCCUCCGGCCUAGCGGCUUGGCGGCUGAUAACCGGCCUGCUUUCUUUCUCUUGCUAUUGCCGAAAUGGUCGUCGUCCUGUCCCACCAGCCUGCAGCCGUCAUUCGCAUUAUUCUCCCUCCCAAAGACACUUCGUGUUGGCGUCUUUGAGCUAGUGCGCCCCAGACUGUCUAUCAUCCAUCGUCUCUUGUCUUUAGCCCGCCCCGCCGACGACGACGACGACGACGACGACAACGACAACGGUAGGAGUCUGCCAUAUCCCCCUCCCCUCUCCCUGUUGGCCGAUCGCUGUCAGCCGCAAACUCGGAUUAUUAAUUUCCUUCCUGUCGUCUCAGGUGUCUCUCUCUCCCACCACACCAAUACGCCCCCGGCCUCGAUUCCCUCUCACCCGCUGUCCCGCCACACUCCGACCGCCGCGAGAAGGCUGU
Molecule: messenger RNA, 763 nt
Organism: Aspergillus heteromorphus CBS 117.55
Lineage: Eukaryota; Fungi; Ascomycota; Eurotiomycetes; Eurotiales; Aspergillaceae
Exons: 1
Source: RefSeq, a predicted model, not a curated record